AUGUCUGACUCUGAAAGUAUAGCGGGGACCGAUUCACCAUUUGUAUACCUGGGCUUCGUGGAUACACCUGUGAAAGAAUCCGAUGAGCUUUCCAUUGAGGAUACAUUUAUCGGCGGCGAACCGAAAUGGUUGCACAAUGAUUCCGUGCCAGCAGAUGAGCUUCUGAUAUGUGGUGCAUGUAAAUCGAGAGAUAGUAUGAGAUUAAUAUUACAGGCAUUUUCUCCCUUGGAUUGUGAUCAAGUGGAAGAUGUUCAACGGAAAAAUGACAUUCAAAACAUGAAUCACAUCGAUGCUGAAGAUGACAGAGUUUUAUACGUAUUUAUGUGCAUGAAAUGUCAGAAAAAAGCAAAGUCAGUGCGCUGCAUUAGAGGCGUUAGGAAGGGAAAGAGAGUAGCGAAUGUUUCUGAAAAAAUUUCUGAGAAGACGGAAUAUUCGACAGUCCAAAAGAACUCAGAGGUCAAUCCGUUUGAUGUAUCACACAGUGUUGAUGCCAAUCCUUUCAAUUCUAAUCCCUUUCAAAGUAACGGUGCUGCCCAUCCCUUCACCCAAGUUAAGGCUGGUGAGGAUAAGCAGGAUAGAAAGGAGUCAGUGAAGACUGCGAGGAAACUACAUGAUGCUCUUAAAGACAAAGAGUUUGACAAUCAAAAGGCUUUUAAAAGUUACCUUUUGUAUGUUGAGGAGGAGUCGUUCAAAAAUAAGAAACCCGAGCAUCUGCAGUUACCGAAGAAUCUUAAAAUUGACAAAGAUGCACUCGAUUUAGAUAGUGAAGUUGAUUUCGACAAAAACCCUAUUAAAUUGGAUCCAAGGACAGAGAAACUUUCUAAAUUUCUGGAUGACGAUGUAUUUCAGAAAUUUCAAGAGAUAGUUGCCUACAAUCCCUCACAGGUGUUACGUUAUGAUCUCGGUGGUACACCACUCCUCUAUGCGAAAUGCACGCCUAAUCUCGUAACUACAGUUCCUAGACCAGGCUAUAACCCAUCUUCCAAAAGGAUUUAUGAAGUGCAAUUGAUGCCUAAGAUGAUCAUGGAUCUGGAGGAGAGCGUUACUUUGACAGGUGGUAUGCAAUGGGGAACGAUAAUGAUUUUUACUGAUAUUGAAAAUUACAUGCCGAAGUAUGAUAAAAACGGUGUCGGAUACGUCGAAGAAUUUGUCAAAGUCCAGUGGGAAAGUGAGAAUUGA
This is a messenger RNA of Zygotorulaspora mrakii, 1179 nucleotides long. It is a transcript of the gene TSR4, whose product is annotated as small subunit rRNA maturation protein TSR4. Gene Ontology annotation, biological process: maturation of SSU-rRNA. Gene Ontology annotation, cellular component: cytoplasm. NCBI's taxonomy places the organism in Eukaryota, Fungi, Ascomycota, Saccharomycetes, Saccharomycetales, Saccharomycetaceae. The transcript has a single exon. Bases 1 to 1179 code for a protein of 392 amino acids. The record is from RefSeq and is a predicted model, not a curated record.